CAAACGAAAACCCUAAAAGAGAAAAGGAGGCGAAAAUGGUGCAGCGUCUUGUUUACCGGUCGCGACACAGCUACGCCACCAAAUCGAACCAGCACCGUAUCGUCAAGACUCCAGGAGGUAAAUUGGUGUAUCAAACCACAAAGAAGAGAGCUAGUGGCCCCAAAUGUCCUGUUACUGGCAAGCGUAUUCAAGGAAUCCCUCACUUGAGGCCCUCUGAAUACAAGAGGUCAAGAUUAUCAAGAAACAGGAGGACUGUAAACCGAGCUUAUGGUGGAGUUUUGUCUGGCUCUGCAGUCAGGGAAAGGAUUAUUCGGGCAUUCCUUGUUGAAGAGCAAAAGAUUGUGAAGAAAGUGUUGAAACUCCAAAAGGCCAAGGAGAAAGUAGCCCCCAAGGCUUAAGCUUUUAUGUUUUCUUCUCUGUUUUGGGAUUAUGGCUAUGUUCAAGUGAUAGGACUUGGUGCAGUCAUGUGAGAACAUCUAUGUUACUCAUCCAAUUUUUUAAGCUUUGUGUUGUGUUUUUGGUUCUUAACUUUGUCGACAAUUCUCUUCUCUUCAGUUUUGGUUUCUGCUUUCAUUACUGAAUUCACCUUUAACUGUUGAACCAGAUCUCGUAAGCUGUUGUGGUUACCUUGGUUAAUAUAUAAUUUCAAACUUU
This is a messenger RNA of Arabidopsis arenosa, 654 nucleotides long. The record is from the annotation of a GenBank genome assembly. NCBI's taxonomy places the organism in Eukaryota, Viridiplantae, Streptophyta, Magnoliopsida, Brassicales, Brassicaceae.